GAAUACGGGGAAAGCUGGGGAGGGGCUUUUCAGCUCAUCUAACCUGACUGAUGCUGUGACUACAGGAAGCGACCGACACACUCCAUCACACUCAGGACACACCCUUUCCUACCACACAGUGUGGUACAGUGCAGUGCAGUGGACAGGAGGUGGUUGAGAAACGGUGAGAGUUUGUAUAACAGGCAGCAACUGCCUGAACAGAGGGAGGGAUGGGAAUGCUGAGUCAGUGAAAAUGCAUGAAAGCCUGGGAGAGGGUGGAAGAGGGUAAACGGCAGGGGGAGAGGGAAGAGAAAGGUAACAGCGAGGGGUAGACUGGGUAAGAUGUACAGUGUGAUUCCUUGUCGUUCAUUCAUCUAUAAUUUGUGAAUAUUGAGCUGGCAGUUCACCCUGAUUUACGUCAAACUUCUCCUUAAGAGGCUUAGAUCUCAGUGCUGAUUUACAGUACAGUGCCUUUAAGCUGGAAUUGUCCCUUUACAGUGUUCAAUAAGUCAGGAAAGUCUCUCAGCUCUCAGUCAGAUGGAGGUAGACCAGGUGGUGCCUUUGCCAAGGUUGCCCCGGGUCGCCGUGUGUGGAGGUACCCAUGGAAACGAGCUGUCCGGCGUGUAUUUGGUGCGAGAGCUGCUGAAACUGCAGAGAGAAGUUAUGAAGAAAAAGCAAGAGGAGGACUCGAAGCCUGCGUUGGUGCUGCUGGUGCUGUCAAACCCGCGGGCAAUGCAGCAGUGUCGCCGAUACGUAGACACUGAUCUGAACCGCUGCUUUACCCACGCCACCCUCAAUGGUCCCCUCUCAGACAUGGCCCCCUAUGAGAUCAUCAGGGCCCGAGAGCUGAACGCCCUGCUAGGACCCAAGGGCAGUCCGGAGGCAGUGGAUCUGGUCUGCGACCUCCACAACACCACUGCCAACAUGGGCCUGUGCUUCAUCGGAUACUCUGACUGUGACUGGAUCUGCCUGCACAUAUUUAGACACCUGCAGAGGGAGAUGCCAGAUACACCAAUGAGAUUCCUACAUUUUGAUGUGUCCAACAAAGAGUCCUAUUCCCUUGAUUCAGUGGGAAAACAUGGCUUUGCCAUGGAGAUCGGCCCUCAGCCCCACGGCGUGGUGAGGUCAAACAUCUAUACAGCAAUGAAAGUGGGUGUCCAGCACAUGCUCGACUGGGUCCGCCUCUUUAACUCAGGUAACGUGUUUGAGGGAGGAUUUGUGGACGUGUUCACCAUGGUUAAACACAUCGACUACCCGAGAGACAGCGAGACCCGCAAUAUCACAGCAGCCAUUCAUCCUUGUCUCCAGGACCGAGACUUCUGCCUGCUCCACCCUGAAGACCCGCUGUUCCAGACGUUCUCAGGAGAAACAGUGAGGUAUAAAGGCACUGAACCUCUCUAUCCUUUCUUCAUCAACGAAUGCGCUUACUACGAGAAGGGCAUCGCUCUCUCCCUGGCGAGAAAGAGGCGCGUAACGAUUCCUGCAAUCCGGGUGCAGACGGAGCAGGAGCAACAAGCUAAUGAGCAGGGAUUUGCAUCAGAAGAAGAGGAGUGAAGAUGUUCACAACACGAGAGUGAUGACUGAAUUAAAUUUUUACAAAAGCUUUCAUUGAAAUGACGGCAUGCGUUAUCUUUCACAGACAUGCCACUGUAUGCCACUGUGCAUUCAGGGAUUAAGUUUCUAGUAACAAUUGAAUGUGUAAAAACAGAUGGCAUGAAU
Messenger RNA from Pelmatolapia mariae (spotted tilapia), 1698 nucleotides. RefSeq names its product N-acyl-aromatic-L-amino acid amidohydrolase (carboxylate-forming) B-like. The record is from RefSeq and is a predicted model, not a curated record. The transcript has 6 exons. Gene Ontology annotation, cellular component: cytosol. Gene Ontology annotation, molecular function: hydrolase activity, acting on ester bonds; aminoacylase activity. NCBI's taxonomy places the organism in Eukaryota, Metazoa, Chordata, Actinopteri, Cichliformes, Cichlidae. The coding region runs from base 517 to 1533 and encodes 338 amino acids.